AUGGAAUAUGUCUAUCUAGUUCCGUAUCAAGAUGAAACAAAUGAACCUUAUAACCCAUACAAACUACAAAUAGUAUCACAUGCAUCAAUAGCAGAUAAACCAGAUUAUUAUACGCUGAGUGCAACUGGUGUGACACACUUUAUUAAUGGAGAAGCAGAUUUUACUCCAUUAACUAGAUGGGUUCAAGAACAUGAUACUUUCCAAAAGAUACUCAAAAUCAAAUUCUUUGCUAAUUUCAGAAAGUGGAAAGCCUUUUAUUUCUUUAAAAAGUUGAUAACCAGGAAAAAGAGAGCUAUUUCUUCUGCUACAUUAAACGAAAGACUCUUUUUCAUCAAUAAUAACAAAUCACUAAGAGAUAUCAGAUUAGAAUGUAUUAAAAUAACCGAGUUGGAAUUAUUUAAAGAUAACAAGGGUGAAACCCUAACAGUUGAAGAUUUUACAAAGAGGCAAGAAUUACAAAAAGAAGAAGUUAGUCGACAAUUGAUCGAUAUUUGUGAUGUAAUUGCUGAUAUGAUUUACGAAGCUUGUAGAGAUACUAUGAUUGAUGCAGGAUUUGGAGACCGAUUUGGGGAUUUGGAUCAAAUUCCGGAUAUUGAACAAAAAAAUAAGGAUAAUGGAAGUACUUUUGGUUUUGGAAAGAAUGAAGAGGAAAAUGAUGAUGAAUUCGAAGAAAAGACAUCAAGAAAAGUUUGCAAGAGAAUUAUUAGUUUUAUUAGGUUAUGCGACUUUUUGGUUUUAGAUUCAUUGAUUGAACUUGUCGAAAAAUCUGUUGAAAGAAUUUUGCACAAGAUUGUUACACUUUCUGAGAAUAGUGACAAGAACAUUGAAGAAGAAAUUAUGCAGCUAGGUUUAAUAGGAACUGAAGAUUUAGAAAUUGUUCCAUUAUUUAAAGUAGACAUUAGAUUCUCUGAUCAAAAAUUACAAAUUCUUCCUUCUAAGGAACAAUUCGAUAAGAGAGUCUCUAAAGUUAUUGAGGGAUUUUUCGAGGCAAUUAGACUUGACAAAUUCAUUACUAGAAAGAAAUUUGAAGAAUACACUGACCCUGUUAUUAAUGAUAAGGGUGCUGAUGCUAUAGUAAGCGAGGGAAUCACAGUUAAAGAAAGAAUAACAAGAAGAGAAUCGUAUGACAGAUUAUUGAAGAGUAUCAAAGAAACACUUUCUAUUGCCUUCAAAGAUGUUGAAAAAUACGCAAAAGAAUACGAACCAAUCAAGGUCAAAUAUUUAGAAAACAAGGAAAUGUUAGAGACUGAGGUAUCUUCUUUAAAGGAAAAAGAUUUGCCAUUGGAAUGGUUCCAAGACGAAAUGAACAAGUACAAACAUCAGGAUAGAGAGGUUAAACAAAUGAGAACAUACAAGUAUAAGGGAAUUUUCUAUGUAGAUACACAAAUGCUAAAAGAAACCUUCUCUCCUUCACCAACAGAAUGUCUUAAGAAGUUACACAUUAUUCUUCCAGAAUUGUCAAAGGACAAGAAUCAAAUACUGUACAAAAAAUUGGAAAAAGCCAUGGAAAGGUUUAAGGCUUUCCCUGCAUCUGUUGAGGACUUUGUAGAAUUUUUAAGAUUUGUUGAAAAAACAGUCGCUAGUCUGGAUGAGUUGGAGACUGAAUUCAAGACAGUAUCUGAUUUCUAUAAAUUAAUGGAUGAUGAGAAAGUUAAGGUUCCAGUGGAAGAUAAGAACUUUUUCCAAGAUUUUACUGUUUCUACCAUAUCUACUCUUAGGUCUUCAAUCAGUAGAGCUGAAGACAGCAAAGAAGAUCGUAUCAAUAAGUUCUCUGUCGAUCUUAAGAGAAAGAUUGAUGAUCUUAGAGGAGAAAUACAAGAUUUCUUGGAGAAAUCAAAAGAUCCUAUGGUUUCAGAUGUAAAUUAUGCAGAUAGUAGGGAUAGAAUCGAGGACGUAAUAUCAUACCUUAUGGAUCUUAAGAACGGUAUGGAUAAGGCUCAAAAGAGAUCAAUAGAGUUGAUAGGAUAUCAAGAACUAUUCAAGGUUAAAACUGAUAGUAUUGAUGAAAUGCCAAUUAUUGCCAAAGAAAUUGAUCACAAACUCAAACUUUGGACUACCAUGAGAAGCUGGAACGAUUUUGAAUCAGAAAACAAAUGUAAAAUUUUCAAGGAUGUUUCUGCAGAAGAGGUUAAAAGAAAUAUUGAUAACUUCCAAUAUACAGCCUCAUUCUUGCAAAAGAAUUCAGAGGAGGAAAAUCCUGUUACAAAGAAACUCUCAGAUUAUACUGACAACUGGCGAUUGGUACUUCCAAUCAUUGAAGAUUUGAAGAAUGUCUCUCUUAGAACAAGACAUUGGAGAAUUUUGGACAAUAUUGUUGGAUCCACCAUAUCCGAGAAGAACUUUGAGCUGUCUCUAUUGUUCGAUUCUGAUAUUAUUGAAAAGAGAAAGAGAAUUCAAGAAAUUUCUGAACAAGCUUCAAAUGAAGCUUCACUGGAAGAACAGCUCAAGAAGGUCAAAGAGAACUGGUUCAAAUCAGAAUUCCCUAUCGUUUCACAUAAGGAUAUGACAAUUAUUGGAAGUGUUGAAGAUAUCAUGUCAUUGUUAGAAGAUGACAGAAUUGUUCUCUCAACAAUUUUAAGUUCAAGAUUUGUUACAGCCAUCAAGGAUCAAGUUGAAGAAUUAUUCAAUGAUCUCAAUUUGAUAUACUCUACUAUUCAAGAAAUUAUUUAUUGUCAAAGAAAGUGGAUGUACCUCGAAAAUGUUUUUGUAUCUGCAGAUAUUGCUGCAGAAUUGAAGGAAGAUCACAAAUUAUUUGUUUCCAUUGACAGAUUCUAUAAGGAAGCAAUGAAGAGGGCAAAAGAAGUUAAGAAUGUACACAGAGUUAUUAUUGGUGCUGAAUCCUCUGUUAAGAGUGGUUUAUACGACAAGUUGAGAGUACAUAAUACUCACCUUGAUAGAAUUGAAAAGAGUUUGGAAGAAUAUCUUAAGAAGAAGAGAAAUCUUUUCCCAAGAUUCUACUUCUUGUCCAAUGAAGACUUGAUCGAUAUUUUAUCGCACACAAGUAACCCACAAGCUGUUCAACCAUAUUUACCACAAUGUUUCGAAGGUAUGAAAACUCUUGACAUUGAUUCAUCCAAGUACGUAAAGGGUAUGAUUUCUAAGGAAGGAGAAAGAGUUCAAUUUGUUUCCACUACAACAAGAGCCGACGAUGUAGUUGAAGACUGGUUAAGAGAAGUAGAACAACACAUGUUCGACACUCUUCGUCAAUUUAUGAAAAGAGCAGUCAGAGAUUAUCCAAAGAAGGAGAGAACAGUUUGGAUGAGAGACCAUAUUGCUCAAGUUGUAUUGACUGUUUCUCAAAUUUAUUGGAGUUAUGAUGUUACAAAUUGUCUUACUUCAGAAAAUCCAAGAAAGGAACUAGAAAAGUUUUACGACAAAUCUAUUGCUUUGCUUAAUGAUUUAGCUUAUUUAACCAGAACAAAACUUUCAUCGAAUGAAAGAAAGCUUAUUGGUACAAUGAUUAUUUUGGACGUCCACGCCAGAGAUGUCAUUAAGGCUAUGAUUGAAGAAGGUGUUAAUGAUGUUAAUAACUUUGGUUGGUUGAAACAACUUAGAUUCUAUUGGGAGUCUGAUGUUGAUGAUUGUAUUGUUAGACAAUCUAAUUCAGUAUUCAGAUAUGGAUAUGAAUAUGGUGGCAUUCAAUCUAGACUUGUUAUUACACCUCUAACCGAUAGAGUUUACAUGACUUUAACAGGAGCUCUUCACCUUAACCUUGGUGGCAGUCCUGAAGGACCUGCUGGUACAGGUAAAACUGAAUCUGUAAAGGAUUUGUCUAAAGCUUUGGCUAGACCUUGUGUAGUUUAUAACUGUUCUGAAGGUGUUACCUAUACAAUGAUGUACCAAUUUUUCAGUGGUAUUGUUCAAGUUGGUGCCUGGGCUUGUUUUGACGAAUUUAACAGAAUUAAUGCUGAAGUGUUAUCAGUUAUUGCUACUCAAUUACUCACUAUUCAAGAUGCACUAAAGGCUAAAAAGACAAGAUUCAUGUUGGAAGAUGAUCAAGAAAUUUCUUUGAGACAUACUUGUGGUGUUUUUAUUACUAUGAAUCCUGGUUAUGCUGGUCGUACUGAGCUUCCAGAUAACUUGAAGGCUCUUUUUAGACCAGUGGCUGUCAUGUUACCUGACUACAGAAUGAUUGCCGAAGUUAUUUUAUUCUCUGAAGGUUAUCAAGAUGCAUUACCUCUCUCUAGAAAGAUGACACAAUUGUACAAGUUGUCUAACGAACAGCUUUCUACACAAGAUCACUACGAUUUCGGUAUGAGAGCUAUGAAAUCAGUACUUGUUAUGGCUGGUGAAUUGAAGAGAGCUAAUCCUGAUUUGAGUGAAAGCACAACUUUAAUGAAGGCCAUGAUUGACAGUAACCUUCCAAAAUUCGUCCAAGAAGAUAUUUCACUUUUCCAAGGUAUUGUUUCAGAUUUAUUCCCAGGUAUUCAAGCUCCAGAAGAAAAACAUGGUGAAUUGGAAGUUGGUUUUAGGGAUAUUAUUGCCAGAAAGGGUCUUGAACCUGUGCCGAACUUUAUCAAGAAAGUUGUACAGUUUUAUGAUACAUUAGUGAUUCGUCAUGGUGUUAUGUUAGUUGGACCAACUGGUGGUGGUAAAUCUGAAAUCAGACAUGUUCUCUAUGAUACUAUGAACUACCUAAAGGAAGAAAAACGAUCAAACUCCUCUAGUGUAUACAAAGUUCAACAAUACCUUUUGAAUCCAAAAUCAAUUACAUAUGGAGAAUUGUAUGGUGUUCUUAAUAUGACUACCCAAGAAUGGUUUGAUGGUUUAAUCCCGUACUUUGCAAGAAAAGCUACCAAGGACACAUCUGAAGACAAGAAAUGGAUUAUUUUUGAUGGCCCUGUUGAUACUCUCUGGAUUGAAAGUAUGAACUCUGUUUUGGAUGACAGUAAGCUUCUUUGUUUAGAUAAUACUGAGCGUAUCCAAUUGAAUGAUAAGAUCAGCUUCAUAUUUGAGGUUCAGGAUUUGGCUGUAGCUUCUCCAGCUACAGUCAGUAGAUGUGGUAUGGUUUUCGUGGAUCCAGUUGAAUUGGGUUGGAAGCCAUAUGUUUCAUCGUGGUUGAGAAAUUCUACCGUUUCUGCUUUGAGCUCGGAAAAUAAGGAUGUAUUAGAAAAGCUCUUUGAUGAUUAUGUUCAAGACGGACUUGAUUUUAUCAGAAAUGAAUGUUUUGAAGAAGUGCCAAGUAAUAAUUUGAACUUGGUUACAAGUUUGUGUGGUCUUAUUGAUUCAUUAUUUGUGGAUCAUAAGGAGAAAUUAGAUGGAGAGAAGACAAAGCAACUUGUAAACUUUGUAUUCCUUUUCUGUUAUAUUUGGUCUAUUGGUGCCAAUAUUGUUGAUGAAUCCAUGGAGAAGUUUGAUAGAUUUGUUAAAGAAAAGUUCAAGAAGGCUAAUAUUGUACCAUCCAAUGGAUCUGUUUAUGACUUCUUUGUAGAUUUCGAGGCAGUCUCUUUUACUACAUGGGAAACCUUGAAACCUACAUUCUCCUAUUCAGGAAAUGUUCCAUUUUAUGAAAUUAUUGUCCCAACAGUUGAUACUGUUAGAUAUUCAUAUCUCAUUAAGACCUUACUUAAAAAUGAAAAGCCAGUUUUGUUCAAUGGUAAGACUGGUGUUGGUAAGACCUCUAUGAUAUUCAAUGCACUUCAAAACUUUGAAUUUAAACAUAAGGGUGAAUCAUUUGCAACUGAACUUGUAUCAGUUCAAUUUUCAGCAAGAACCGAUAGUGGAAGAACUAGAGAAAUGAUAGAAAGUAAACUUGUGGAAAAGAAGAAAGCUCUUUAUGCGCCACCAGGAAAGAAGGUUGUUAUAUUUAUUGACGACCUCAAUAUGCCUAAUCUUGAACAAUUUGGUGCUCAACCUCCAAUUGAACUUAUUAGACAAAUGAUUGGAUGUGGUGGUUUCUUCGAUGUUUCUAACAGAGAAGAAUUCCCUUGGAAGAUGGUUCAUGAUUCUACUGUUGCAGCUGCAUGCGGUCCUCCAGGAGGUGGUAGAAAUCCAACAACACCAAGAUUAAUAAGAUUAUUCCACCUCUUUAGAGUACCUGAAUUGUCAAAGAAUAGUAUGACUUUAAUCUUUGAAAGUAUUCUUGAUGGAUUCUUUACAUUCAACUCUUUCAGUGAAGAUAUUAGAAGUUCAACAAAACCAAUAGUUAAAACAGCUAUUGAUUUGUAUGGUAGAGUUUGUGAUAGAUUCAGACCAACUCCAAGUUGUGCUCACUAUUCUUUCAACUUAAGAGAUUUAUCAAAGAUUUUCCAAGGUAUUGUUCAAGUUAAACCUUCUAUGAAGGAUUCAAAUCAAUUCCUUAGGCUUUUUGCCCACGAAUCUUGUAGAUGCAUGUUUGAUAGAUUAAUUAACUUUAAGGACAGAACUGACUUCUCCGCUAUCCUUAUUGAACUCUUAAAGAGGUACUUUAAAGGACAGAACUGGGAAGAUUCUGAUUUCUUAGGUGAUAGAGCUAUUGCAUUUGGUAAUUUCAUGGAAAAUGGAGAUAGUGAGGAAAAGCCAUAUGUCCAACUCAAUUUGGAUAAAAUGCAAACUGAGCUUGAUGAUUACCAAAUGAGAUACAAUCUCAAUAAUACAGGACAACUUGAUCUUGUUUUCUUCCCUGAUGCCGCAAAGAAUAUUAUUAGAAUUGCCAGAAUUUUAUCUCAAAAGAGAAGUAACGCGUUAUUGAUUGGUGUAGGUGGUUCUGGUAAACAAAGUCUCACUCGUCUUUCCUCUUUCAUUGCAGGAUAUAAAACAUUUGAAAUUAACCUCAAGAGAAAUUAUGAUAUUGAUGACUUUAGAGAAGAUCUCAGAAGUUUAUUUAGAAUGGCAGGAGGUGUUGAAGGAGGACCAAUGGUAUUCCUCAUUACAGACUCCCAGAUUGUUGAUGAUGCAUUCCUUGAGGAUGUUAAUAAUAUUUUGAACUCUGGUGAAGUUCCAAACUUAUUCCCUUCUGAUGAAAAGGAAAAGCUUAUUAAUGAACUCAGACCAUUAGCUCAAAAAGCAGGUAUUACAGAAACUAGAGAUGCUAUUUAUGCCUAUUUUAUCAGAAGAGUCAGAGAUAACCUUCACAUUGUUAUUUGCAUGAGUCCUGUUGGUGAUGAUUUCAGAAGAAGAAUCAGAAUGUUCCCAUCCCUUGUUAACUGUACCACUAUUAAUUGGUUUGAUGAGUGGCCAGCUGUUGCGUUAAGAGGUGUUGCUCAAAGAAAGUUUGAGAAGAUCAAUGUUGGUAAUGAGCAUAUUAAGCAAAAGCUUGUAGACACCUGUGUAUUAGUACAUAGUGAUAUUACAGAAAUAACAAAGAGGUUUGAGGAUGAAACAAGAAGAAAAUUCUAUAUUACUCCUUCUCAUUAUUUGGAAUUUAUUAAUUUCUAUGGUGAAUUAUUGGAAGAGCAACGUCUUGAAUUAAAGGAAGCAAAAGACAAAUUGCAAAAAGGUCUUUUCACUCUCCAAGAAGCCAAUAACAAAGUAGCCUCUUGUGAAAAAGAAAUUGAAGAACUUCAACCAAUAUUAGAACAAAAGACAAUCGAAAAUGCAGUUAUCACCAAAGAGGUUAUGGAAAAGAAAACACAAGCAGACAAAGACAAUGAAAUUAUCUCUGCAGAAAAGAAGGAAAUUGACGAAAAGGCUAAAGUUGCUGAAGCAAUGAAAAGAGAUGCUGAUGAUAAGUUGAAGGAUGUUUUACCAGCUCUGGAAGAAGCUGAAAAGGCUGUCAGUGAAGUUGGUGGACCUGAAUUGAACUUGAUUAGAUCAUAUCAAAAUCCUGUACAACCAAUUAAGGUCACUUUAGAAGGUGUAUUGAUUUUGUUAGGCGAAAAGAAAACUGAUUGGGAAGCUGCCCAAAAGGCUAUGAGCUCUAUGGACUUUAAGAAGAGAAUUCUUUCCUUCAAGGAAACUAUGAAGGAAAAGAUGACUCCUCAAAUUAUAGCUAAAAUCAAGAAAUUGAUGAAGGAUGAAAACUUUACAGAAGCAGUUGUUUAUAAGGCCUCUGGACCUGCUGGUUCUUUGUGUAAAUGGGUUAGAAAGAUGAUUGAAUACUAUGAAGUUGAAAAAAUCGUACAACCAUUGAUGGACAGUGCUGCUGCUGCUCAAGAAGAAUUAGAAAAGCUCUUGUCUACAUUAAGAAUCAAGGAAUCAGAAUUGCAAAAGAAGACAGAAUAUCUUUAUCAACUUCAACACCAACUUGAAGAAAAUAGUAAGGAAAAGAUUAGAUUACAAGAUCAAAAAGAAAUUUCUGAAAGAAGACUUGUUGCUGCCAAGAAGCUUACAGUUUCAUUGAAAGAAGAAUAUGAAAGAUGGACCCUCUCUGUUGGAGAAUUCGAUGAAAGGAUCAAGAAUAUUGCUGGUGACAUCUUUUUAGCCAGUGCUUUCAUUAUUUAUUGUGGUCCAUUAACUGCUCCUUACAGAAAAGAGUUACUCGAUAAAUGGUGUGGAUAUUGCAAGGAUCAAGGUAUUCCAUUUAGUGACAACUACUCAAUUGAUAAGGUAAUUGCUGACCCUAUUGGUAUCAGAGAUUGGGGCAUGCAGGGCUUGCCGAUGGAUAAUUAUUCCAUCCAAAACGCUUUAAUAGUUACCAAGACAAAGAGAUGGCCGCUUCUCAUUGAUCCUCAAGAACAAGCAAACAACUGGAUUAAGAAUAUGGAAAAGGGUAACACACUCAAGACAUUGAAACAAUCUGAAGAUAACUAUAUCAAAACUCUGGAAAGUUAUAUCACAACCGGUAAACCUGUAAUGGUCGAAGGACUUUCAGAAAAAAUUGAUCCAACACUCCAACCAAUUUUGAGUAAGGAAGUUUUCAAGAGUAAGGGUAAAUUAGUAUUGAAGAUGGGUAAUUCUGAAAUUGACUUUAACCCAUCCUUCAAGUUGUACUUGACAACCAAAUUAGCAAACCCUCAUUACUUACCAGAAAUUUGUAACAAGGUAACUCUGGUUAACUUUACAGUUACUUCAAAGGGUUUGGAAGACCAAUUACUUGCAGAUGUAGUCAGAAUUUUGGAAUCAAGUCUUGAAGAAGAAAGAGACAGGCUUAUUGUUAGUGUCGCCGACGACAAGAAAACUUUGAAGAAGAUUGAAAAGAAGAUUUUGGAUAGCUUGUCAUCGGUCAAAGAGGACGAAAAUAUUCUUGACAAGACUCAAAUUAUCAAAUCUCUAGAUGACUCUAAGAACACCUCUAAUGUCAUUAAAGACAGAGUUAAGAUUGCUGCCGAGACAGAAAUCAAGAUUGAACUUGCCAGAGAAAAAUAUAGAAGCAUCGCCUCUCGUGGUUCCAUCCUUUACUUUGUUCUUGCAGAUUUGGCAAAGAUCGAUCCUAUGUACCAAUAUUCUCUUGAAUAUUUUAAGGAUAUUUUCAAUAAGUGUAUUAGAAUUACCAAAGAUCAACAUCCUUCAUUAACCACAGACCAAUUGCUUCCUAUUUUAAUAACCAACGUUACCGAAUUUAUCUUUACAAACGUUUGCAGAGGUCUAUUUGAGAAGGACAAGAUUAUUUUCUCCUUCUUGAUUUGUGCAAGGAUUUUAAUGUUUGGCCAAGUAAUUGAUGAAAAUGAAUGGUUAUUAUUCCUUAGAGGUGCUCCUUUAACAUAUGAUAGUAAGAAUGAACUAUCUGAAUGGAUUUCUGAUAUAUCUUGGAAUUUACUUACAGCUUUAGAUGCCGAAAUUCCUCAAUUAAAGGGAAUAACUGCCUCAGUAACAGGCCAUGUCUUCACAUGGAAAAAGUUCUUUGAAGAUAAUGAAUCUUUCAAAAAGGUUCUUCCUCUUAAUUGGGAAGGAAAAAUCAAACCUUUCCACAAGCUUCUAUUAGUUAAAUGUUUUGCAGAAGAGCAAGUUUUGUUGGCAAGCAAGGAGUUUGUCAAAAACAAUUUGGGUGAAUCGUUCAUUAGACCACCAGGUUUAGAUUUGGAAAAAGCUCUUAAUGACUCAACCCCUAGUACUCCAAUUACAUUCAUCCUUUCCCAAGGUGCUGAUCCUACAAGUAUGUUAAAGAGAUUCGCAAUUGAAAAGAACCAUGAGUUGCAUAUUAAAUCACUUGGACAAGGCCAAGAAACAUCAGCCAAGAAGCUUAUUGAAAGAGGAAGAAAGAAUGGUGAAUGGGUUUUAUUACAAAAUUGUCACUUGUUUGUUUCAUUUAUGCCUACUUUGGAAAAUAUUAUUGCUGAAUUCUCAUCACCAAUGGCUGUUGUACAUAAGGACUUUAGAUUGUGGUUGACAUCUAUGCCUUCAAAAGAUUUCCCUAUCCCAAUCCUUCAAAACAGUGUCAAGGUAACUAAUGAACCACCAAAGGGAUUGAGAUCAAAUCUCAGUAGAACUUAUAAUGAAAUUACCGAUGAAUACUUUUAUUCAUUCGAAGAUGGAGAAGAAUUCCCUGAUUGCAGUAAGAAAUUGGCAUUCAGAAAACUGCUCUUUGGAUUGUGUUUAUUCCACGGUGUAAUUCAAGAGAGAAAGAAGUUCGGUCCUUUGGGUUGGAAUAUUAAGUAUGAAUUCAACGAUUCUGAUUUGAGUGUUGCCCAACUUUGGUUGAAGAUGUUCUUGAAAGAAAGGGAAAUUAUUCCAUGGGAUUCAUUGAACUAUGUUAUUGGUGAAAUUGUUUACGGAGGAAGAGUAACAGAUCCAAAUGAUAGAAGAGCCCUACUAACUAUUCUGUCUCAAUAUUUUGAAAAGAAAAUUUUAUCAAAUGACUUUAGGUUCGCUCCUAACGAUAUUUAUAAGGUACCAUCUAGUGAUCCAAUUGAAGAUUACAGAAAUUUCAUCCUAGCACUUCCAGAUAAUGACGAACCAGCCAUCUUUAACAUGCAUCAAAACUCGAACAUGGUAUUCCAAAUGCAAGAAACACAGUACCUUAUUAGUACAUCUAUGGGUACCCAAGCAUUAAGCUCUGGUGGUUCAAAGCAACAUCAAAUGGAUUCUAUUGUUCAAGAAAUUGCAAACAAAAUUAUUUCCAAACUUCCUGAAAAUCUUAGUAAAGCAGAGGCAGGUAAGAACACAUUUAUCAGAACAGAAAAAGGUGCUCUUCACUCUCUUUCCACUGUUCUUAGCCAUGAAAUGAUGAAGUUUAACAAGUUACUUGAUACAAUUAGAAGCACUCUUGUUGAGCUCCAAAAGGCCAUGGCAGGUUUGGUAUUGAUGUCUGGAGAAUUAGAAAAGACAUUCAAGAGCUUAUUGAACAAUGAGGUUCCAGAGUUAUGGGCCGCAUAUCCUUCAAGAAAACCUCUUGGUUCUUGGAUAGAAGAUCUUGUUGAAAGAGUAGCAUUCAUGAGAGGUUGGUUGAGAAAUGGAUUACCAAAAGCAUUCUGGCUGUCUGGAUUCUUCUUCCCUCAAGGCUUUUUCACUGGUGUUCUUCAAACUUACGCUAGAAAGUACAAUGUAGAAAUUGAUUCCUUGUCAUUCUCGUUCAGAGUUCUCUUCGAAAUGACUCCUGAAGAAAUCCAUGAAGGCCCUGAGGACGGUGUUUAUGUUUAUGGUUUAUACUUGAAUGGUGCCAAGUGGAAUAAGGAAAGAGACACCCUAGAGGAAUCAGAACCUGGAGAAAUGAAUGUGAAAAUGCCAAUUAUUCACUUCCUUCCAGAGAAGAAUCACAAAACAUCACCAAAAUGUUAUGAGGCUCCACUUUACAAGACCAGUGAAAGAAAAGGAAAACUAUCCUCUCUUGGUCAAUCAACAAACUUUGUUAUUUCAGUAGAGUUACCAACAGAAAAACCACCAGCCCACUGGAUAUCUGAAGGUGUUGCUCUGCUUUGCCAACUAGAUAUUUAAUAAAUGUAUUUAUUUAAAU
Molecule: messenger RNA, 11749 nt
Organism: Naegleria gruberi
Lineage: Eukaryota; Heterolobosea; Eutetramitea; Acrasida; Naegleriidae
Product: axonemal dynein heavy chain
Exons: 4
Coding region: 1-11730 (3909 amino acids)
Biological process (GO): microtubule-based movement
Cellular component (GO): dynein complex
Molecular function (GO): minus-end-directed microtubule motor activity; dynein light intermediate chain binding; ATP binding
Source: RefSeq, a predicted model, not a curated record